AGAGGCCCGACUGGAAGCGGAAGUGGCUCUCGGAGGCGUUUUUGCUGCUUGUGUCAGGAGCAUCCUCACACUUUAAUUCCGAGAGGUCUCUGAGGUGAUUUUGGUUGGUCUUGAUUAGGAAUUCUGUGGGGUCAAUGAUGGAAGGCUUGUCCGUGGAGUUAGUGAUGGUGGUUUUGGGAUUCAGUGGUGGGGGUUGGGGUCUGUGGCGUCGGUUGUUGGGUGUCAGAGAGAGGUCAGUGAUGGGGUCCUGGGCAAUGGUGAAUAUCUUUGAGAUGAGUGAUUGGGAUUUGGGGGCCCAGUGAUGGCAGUCUGUGGUCAGUGAUAGAGCCUCGGGCGUCAGCAUGGGGAAUCUAUGGGGUCUGUGAUGAGCUUGCUUUUUAAAUACUCACAAGCAUUUUCUUUAUUGCUCCCAUUUCAGUGUUUGGGUUUUUGUUUUUUGAAUUUCAGUUUAUUUUUUCUUUGACCCAUGAAUUAUUUAGAAGGGCAUUCUCUAUUUCAAAUAAUGCCUCUGGGUGACGCUCGAGUGUAAAAAUUGCUUAUGGCCCAGUUCAGGGUCAGUUUUCAUAAAUGUUACAUCUAUUACAUAAAAACAAUUGUGUUCUUUAUUCAUUGUAUUGUAUUGUUUCAUAUAGAUUGCAUUAUACAUAUUAUUUUGUCUGCUUAAUUAAUUACCGAGAAAGGUAAACUCACACUGGAAAGGUUAUUUAUCCACUUGCCCUUCCUUCAGCCAGUUUCUGCUUUAUAUAUUUGGAACUAUUAUUAGGAACAGUUAUGUGUAUUUUCAAUAAUAGAUAUAACUAAAUAACUCAAAAGAUAUUAUAGCAAUUUAAGCACCCACCAGCAACUUAUAAAAGAGCUCAUUUUCCAAAAUGCUUUCCAGCAUUUUAAAAAAAGAUUUUACAGUUCUGAGGGAAAAUUAUGUCCGAUUGGUCUAAUGCACUUUCCUGUCAGUAAUGUUGGCAUCUUUUUGGUUAAUUGCCAUCUAAAUUUACUUUUCUGUGAAUUUUCAUGUCCUUUGUCUUUUUUUCCCCCUGGGCUUUUAUUUUUUUUCCAUUUGAUUGCUAGAUUUUUUUUUUUUUUUAACAUUAGGGAUAACCUGUCAUCACAUAUUGAAAAUUUUUUAUAUAUAUAUCUUCAUUUUUAUUUUUAAGCUGUAUUUUAACAUAUAAUUAGGAAAUAUCUAAUCAGAAAUAUUUGUUUUUUCUUUUAUAGUUUCUGGGUUUUCUCUCAUGUACAAUAAGAUCCCUCUGACUCCACCAGAAUGUUAUACAAACGUAUACUCCUAAAAUUUAUUUUAAUAUUCUUUGAGAUUUUUUAAAUACAUAUACUUAAAGUAUUUACUCAUGUUGGAAUUCAGUCUAAUGUAUAGUGUGCAAUGGGGAUCUAGUUUGUUUUGUUCCAGGUGGAAGGCCAGUUAUGUCAGCACCAUUUAUGCAAUGAAUGUCUUGUGUACACUCAAUUGAAUGUCACUUUUGUCACAUACAUAAAUCAGUAUUGUCUGGUCUGUUGUUUUACUUGCUUUGAUUAUAUUGUUUUUUAUAUUAACUUUUAAUAUCUAAUAGUGCAUAGUAAUUGUUAAUAUUUAUUGCAUGCUUCUUGUAUUCCAGGGAGGUGUUGAGUACUUUGUAAGCAUCAUCUCAUUUCAUUUUCGUAACUCUAUGAGGUAGACACUUUCAUUCUCAUUUUUGAAACUAAAGCUAAAAAUAACUUAUUCAUUUUCUCGUAGCCAAAAAGUAGCAGAGCUGCAAUUCAAAUCUUCAGUAAUGUUACUCCGUAUCUCAUGUUUUUUCCCAUAUUUUACCAUGACUAAUAACCUAUCACAGGUUUUGUUAAACUUCAUGUUCUCCACAGCACUGGUUCUCAAAGUAUGGUUCCUGGAACAGUAGCAUUAGCAUCACCUGGGUACUAGUUAGAAAUGCAGAUUCUUGGGCCCUGCUAUGACCUUAAUGUUUGUUUCCCCCAAAUUCAUAUGUUGAAAUUCUAACACCCAAAAGUAUGGUAUUAGAAGUUGGGGCCUUUGGGGGAUGAUUAGGUCAUGAAAGUAGAACCCUGAUGAAUAGGGUUAGUGCUCUUAUAAAAGAUACUCCACAGAGCUUCAUAGCCCCUUCCACCAUGUGAAGACACAGCUAGAAGGUGCUGGCUAUGAACCAGGAAGAGAGCCUUCAUCAAAACGUGAUCAUGCUGGCACCUUGAUCUUGGACUUCCUAGCUUCCAGAACUGGAGCCCCUGGGUCAGAUCUUCCUCCAGACUCCACCUCACCUCUCCUUAGCAGCUCUGCUUGGGUUUACAGAUGUCCGCCAAACUUUAGGCUCCUGAGAGAAUAAAAGUUGAGACCCAGCAUGACCAUGCCAGCUAAUUGGACCUCUCACCAGAAAUCCCUGGGCCUGGCUCCAGAGGAACAUGACAGCUCAUGUGAGGGAUCAGUGUCCUUCAGGGAUGUGGCUGUAGACUUCAGCAGAGAGGAGUGGCAGCAGCUAGACCUUGAUCAGAAAAACCUGUACCGGGAUGUGAUGCUGGAGACCUAUAGCCACCUGCUCUCAGUAGGGCAUCAAGUUCCUGAAACAGAGGUUUUCAUGUUGGAGCAAGGAAAGGAGCCAUGGGCAUUGCAGGGUGAGAGCCCACAUCAGAACUGUCCAGAAGAAUUGUGGCAGAUUGAUGACCAGAUAGAGAGCUAUCAACAAAGAGAAAACAAAUCUUUAAGAGAUGUUACUUUCAUCAAGAAAAUAUUGACUAUAAAGAGGGAUUAUGAAUAUAAGGACAGAAAAAUAAUUCAUGUGAGCCAAAACAUUCCUUCCCCAGAGAGACCUCAUCAAUGUGACUUAUAUGGAAGUGCUUUAAGCCAUAAUUUAGAUUUACACGGUCAUAAUAGAAACAGUGGAUCAAAGAACAUUAAUAAGAUUACUGAAUAUGGUAAAAUUUCUUCCUAUACUAAACAUGAGUGUACUCCAACAGGAGAGAAAUUAUGGGGCCAUAAUCAAUGUGGAAAAAUCCUCAGCUUUAAACAAGUACCCUGUCAACAUCAGAAAAGUCAUACUGGGGCAAAAUCUUAUAAAUGUGCUGAAUUUGGAAAUAUCUUCACCCAGAAGUCACAACUCAAGGUACAUCUGAAAGUGCAUACAGGAGAAAAACUGUAUGUAUGUAUUGACUGUGGGAAGGCUUUUGUACAGAAGCCAGAAUUCAUUACACAUCAGAGGACUCAUACUAGAGAGAAACCCUAUAAGUGCAGUGAAUGUGGGAAAGCCUUUUUCCAAGUAUCUUCUCUUUUCAGGCAUCAGAGAAUUCAUACUGGAGAAAAACUCUAUGAAUGCAGUGAAUGUGGGAAAGGCUUCUCUUAUAACUCAGAUCUUAGUAUACACCAGAAAAUUCAUACUGGAGAGAGACACCAUGAGUGCAGUGAUUGUGGCAAAGCAUUCACGCAGAAGUCCACACUCAAGAUGCAUCAGAAAAUUCAUACAGGCGAGAGAUCCUAUAUAUGUAUUGAAUGUGGACAGGCCUUCAUCCAGAAGACACACUUGAUUGCACACCGAAGAAUUCAUACUGGAGAAAAACCAUAUGAAUGCAGUAACUGUGGGAAGUCCUUCAUUUCUAAGUCACAACUGCAGGUACAUCAACGAACUCACACAAGAAUGAAACCGUCUAUAUGCAGCGAAUAUGGGAAGGUUUUCAACAAUAGUUCCAACCUCAAUACACAUAAGAAAGUACAAACAAGAGAGAAAUCUUCCAUAUGUACUGAGUGUGGUAAGGCCUUUACGUACAGGUCAGAGUUGAUUAUACAUCAGAGAAUUCACACUGGAGAGAAACCUUAUGAAUGCAGUGAUUGUGGAAAAGCCUUCACUCAGAAGUCAGCACUCACAGUGCAUCAGAGAAUUCAUACAGGAGAAAAAUCAUAUAUAUGCAUGAAAUGUGGGCUAGCCUUCAUCCAGAAGGCACACUUGAUUGCCCAUCAAAUAAUUCAUACAGGAGAGAAACCUUAUAAAUGUGGUCAUUGUGGGAAAUCCUUUACUUCCAAGUCACAACUCCAUGUGCAUAAACGAAUUCACACAGGAGAGAAACCCUAUAUAUGCACUAAAUGUGGGAAGGCAUUUACCAACAGGUCAAAUCUCAUUACCCAUCAGAAAACUCAUACAGGAGAGAAAUCCUAUAUAUGUCCUAAAUGUGGCAAGGCCUUCACACAAAGGUCAGACUUGAUUACACAUCAGAGAAUUCAUACUGGGGAGAAACCUUAUGAAUGCAGUACCUGUGGAAAAGCCUUCACCCAGAAGUCACACCUCAAUAUACACCAGAAAAUUCACACUGGAGAGAGACAGUAUGAAUGCCAUGAAUGUGGGAAAGCCUUCAACCAGAAAUCAAUACUCAUUGUGCAUCAGAAAAUUCAUACAGGAGAGAAACCCUAUGUCUGCACUGAGUGUGGAAGAGCCUUCAUCCGGAAGUCAAACUUUAUUACUCAUCAGAGAAUUCAUACUGGGGAGAAACCUUAUGAAUGCAAUGAUUGUGGGAAAUCCUUCACCUCCAAAUCUCAGCUCCUGGUGCAUCAACCAAUUCACACAGGAGAAAAACCAUAUGUGUGUGCUGUAUGUGGGAAAGCCUUUAGUGGCAGGUCAAAUCUCAGUAAACAUCAGAAAACUCAUACUGGAGAAAAGCCCUACAUCUGUUCUGAAUGUGGGAAGACCUUCAGACAAAAGUCAGAACUGAUUAUACAUCAUAGGAUUCAUACUGGAGAGAAACCUUAUGAAUGCAGUGACUGUGGUAAAUCGUUCACUAAGAAAUCACAGCUCCAAGUGCAUCAACGAAUUCACACAGGUGAGAAGCCUUAUGUGUGUGCUGAGUGUGGGAAGGCCUUCACUGACAGAUCAAAUUUGAACAAACACCAGACAACGCACACUGGAGACAAACCCUAUAAGUGUGUAGUCUGUGGGAAAGGCUUCGUUCAGAAAUCAGUUCUCAGCGUGCAUCAGAGUAUUCACACUUGAGAGAAACAUUCUGAGAAAACCUCAGUGAGAUCAGAUUUUAUUUUACAUUAUGGAAUUCGUGCAACAGAAAAAUAUGCAUAUUAUCGUAACUAGAAAUGCUCCAUCAGAAUGUCACACGUUACUAUACAGAAGAGGACCUCUGAAAGGACCCUGAAUGGGAGGACCCCUUCCCAUAUUGUCACCAGCCUCAGUAAACCUUGGGACAUUCAUACUGAGAAGGAACUUUGUCAGUUCGGUACAUUAGAAGAAGGCUUCUCAUGAAAACUGUUACGGAACACUGUUACCAGAUUCUGCACUGGAAACAUUAUGUGAAGUCAUGUUAAUGAUAAUCCUGUUUACUGUGGAAUAGGUAACAUGCCAACAAGUUGAAUGGUAGAACAGCAUAAUAUACACGAUAACGAUAAACCCUAAGUUCUGUGAGAUGUUUGUUGCAGAACACAUUGCCUAACAGAAUUUUGUGUCAUUCUUCUGUUGAAUCAAACAUGGUCUGCAUAUCUAAUCCCUCAUUGCAUAUUUUUAUCAAGAAAGGGAUGCCACAAUAAAAAAAUUAUGUAUACAGAUAUAAACCUCAGAGUGUAUGUUGACUCCCCCAUUAUCCUCUAGCACCAUGAAUGGUAACCCCCCCUUAUUAGCCACCAGUAGAGUGUUUUCAACUUUCAUACAGCACAUUGUCUUCUGACCCCUAAAUUGCAUUUAGACUGCCUAUUCGUGCUACCAUUAUCUCCCAGACUUACCCUUAAUUAGCCCCCAGUAUAGUGUCCUGUGAACUCCCAUUACCUUCAGGAAAGCUUCUGAAGUAAGAAUGUUCAGGCACCUCAGUCAACUCUUCACCUCAGUCUCUCUUUUGUUUUUAUAGUUUUAUAGUGCUUCCAGCUCAUUUGCCUUCCUUAAUGACUUGACCUUUAUAAUGACAAUAAUGAAUCAAUAACUCAUUAAAACAAAUCCCAACAUACCUUCACUGUGUUCUCUCUACCCAUCUUCAUUCCAUGCACUCCUCAAGGACCUUCUCCCCCAUUUGCCUCAAAACACAUCAGGUUAGGUCCUGCCUCAGGGCCUUUGCAUUUGCAGUGCCCUCUUCAAAGAGCACAGUUCCUCAUUAUAUCUGUGUGGUUUACUCCUUCGUGUCUUUCUUCCAAUGGCAUAUCUUCACAGAGGCCUGUCCUGCCCUUUCCUGCCUGCUUGGCUUAAAAUUCCAUCACUCUCCCCUUCCUCCUUUAUCCUCUCCAUAGCACUUAUUACCAUGAUGCCCUGUAUAUUUCACUUAUUUGUCUAUGGUUCCCACUCUAGAAUGUUUUUCCCCGUUUUGAUCACUGUUGUGAACCUAGACCCAUGCCUGACAUAAAACAGUCCUUCUAUGAGUGCACGUUGUGGAGUGUUGACCCUGCUCAUCCCAUGACUUCCCUUUGAUCCUUUCUGUAUUGCAGCAUAAGAUGCUCCGAUGGGGAGAACCAACUUGUCUAAAACACACAAGGCUUUUUCACCCCCAGUCUUUACCUGGGCUGUGCCUCCUUCCUGUUCUAAAAGUUGUAACAUCAUUGUAAACCUUUUGCUCUGAUGCCAGCCCAUUUAAAGAAAGGACUGAGGCACAGGAAAUCAGUCCCACAUAGAUGGGACUUGAUGCUUGAUGUUUCAGGAUUCCCUUCAAUGAUUCUUAAAUACCACAGUCAGCUCCAAAAUGAUCACAAAAGAGCCCACUCACUCUGCCCGAGCAUGCACAGUCCUGCCUUACCCCAAUUGCACCUUGAUGGGGCACCCCGUAAGCUGACCUACAGACCUGCUUAUCAUGCCCUGACAGGUAUGCCCAAAGCUAAUAAUAUGGAGAGGCCAAGAGCAGAGAAGGGUUGACCUUCCUUAGAAGUUAGGUGUGCAACCUAAGACUGGGGCAGCAGUGGUCUCACAGAUGCAUGCAGAGGGUCUGAUUGAAAGCUCAGCUGCUGGGUGGCCAAAUGAACCAGCAAAAUGGUUCCUUCAGGUCAGUCCACUGGCAACGCUGAGAGUGGAAAACAGUUGGGUUGUACAGAAAUGUUCUCACCUUUGUGAAUAGCAGCGUGAGGGUUGAGAAUGGGGACAGAACCUGGUUAAGGGGACAGGUCUAAGGAUUUUCCUGUAAUCCCCUCACCCAAAUUGGGCAGUGAUUAGUGACAUAUCAGAUUACCACACCUUAAAUCCAUGUCUAAUCCAUCAUUAGCUCCCCUUUAUCUCACCCCUUCACAGUAUCUGAUGAGCCACUGUACACCCUUCUCUAUGUUAGAACAGUAUCUAGUGACCCACUACCCCAUUUUACCUCAUUCAGCACUGCUUCUGGGGCUUCACGCAAUGUUUUAUGACCCACCAUUUUCCCCCAACUUAGGACAGUGUUUGCUGAUCCUGCAGGAGAGUGUCUGGAGAUCUCUCCAUUACCCCCUUCUUAACCCACCCCAGCACAAUGUCUGGACACCCUCCAUUAUCCCCCUUUGACUUUACUCCAUCACUGUGUUUGUCACCUCUUAUUACAGGAAAUAGUAUCUGGAGAUCUUCUCAUUACCUCUUCCAGUUACCUCCAGCAUAAUGUGUAUUACUUCACCCCAUUUGUGAAACAGUCUGCUAACCUCCAUACUCCCCGUUUAUUCCCACUUUCACCUAAAUAGUAACUGAUGACCACUUAUUACAAUCCUCAGAGUAGGAAACCAUGAUAUACCCCACCUAAUCCAACUUUUAACAUUAUCUCCUGAUUCUUUCAUUACACCUCUAUCAGCAUGGCUUGUGUUUCCCUCCAUUUGUUGUCCAUCACAAUGAUGGUGACCAGUUAUCUUCCAUUACUCCACCUAGCAGUGUUUGUAACCAUCCCCAACACAGUAUGUGGUGACGCCCCCGAUACUCUCUCUGAACACUGGUGUGUGCCAUUAACCUGCUUCCCUAUCCCCAGAUAAGGGCAAUGACUGAUAAGGCACCAUAAACUUCACAUUAGCUAUCUCUGUAGGACCCCCAUUAACAACUGGCACAAAGUCUGUUGGUGCCCAUUACCCACUAAUACAGAUCUGUGGCUCUUCCAUUAAAUCCAGAUAAUAUCUGCUAUUUCCCUAUUGGCCCCCAGUAACACAGUGUCUACUGAUUCCCCGUUGCCCACAUUGCUUCAUGAAGCCACUUAGUGUGGCUACUGCAAGUCCCCCAGUGUUGCUUCUCCAAGUCCCCACUGUUUGCCUGGACAGGAACCCUGGUGGAUGGAGAAGGGAUGAGGAUAGGGUCCUAGCCUCAUGGACACCCUCCAGGGAAUUGUUGGUCUGGAGUAGGCUGGGAAGGAUCUGGGAGACCCAGGAGAUCACAAACAGCUUCCCAUUUACUACGUGAGGAGUGAAACAAGCAGAAGAGUGAAAGCUGUCGACAUGAAUUAAAAUCCAGGUGCCAACCCUGAUGCUCAGUAACCUCCCCCGAGCCUCAGUUGCCUCACCUGUAAAAUAGAGUCAUGGAGGAUGAAGUGACUUAAUAUGGGUCACUUGAGGGGAGUAGGGCUAGUGGAGACCAAUGAGAGGGUCCCUGUUGUUAAUGAUAUUACUAGUUAUAAGUUGACACAAGACCAACCUCUGUAUGGCUGUACCAAAACCUCACAGAGGGAAAUGUGUUAUUUUAUUGUAAGUUACUUUCAAUUAUUUCUCUUUUAUAUUUACUGUGACAUAAUAUUAUAGUACUGAGAUAUUUUUAAAGUCAGAUUUAUUGAGGUAUAAUUUACACACAGUAAUAGUCACCCUUAAAAGUGUACAGUUCUGAGAGUUUUGACAAAUGUGUACAAUCAUGUAAUCAACACCACAACCAAGAGAACAGUUCCUUCACUCCCCUAAAUUCCCUCCUAUCCCUUUUUAAUCAAUCUCUCUAUCCACUCCCAACCCCUCGAAAUCACUGAUCUGUUUCCUGUUUCUAUAGUUUUGCCUUCUUCACCUGUCAUAUAAAUGUGUGUGUAUCCAUAUAUAUGUAAAAAUGUGUCUCCUUUGGAGUCUGACUUCUUUCAUUUAGUGUAUUUGAGAUUCAUCCAUAUGGUUGUAUGAGAUACAAAUGGAAAUAUGCUGAUGAAAAGACACUCAACAUAAUUAGUCAUCAGGAAAAUGCAAAUUAAAACCAUAAUGACAUACCACUACACACUUAUCAGAAUGGCAAUAAAUAACACAGUACAAAAGUUGGCAAAGAUGUAAAGCAAUAGACACUUUCAUGCAUUGCUGAUGGGAAUGAUAUACAAUGGUAUCUCCACUCUGGACAAAAGUUUCACAAGUUCUUAUAAAGUUAACUACAUACUUAUCCUAUGACCCAGCAAUCCCACUUCUAGGUAUUUAUCCUGGAGAAAUGAGAAAUUAUGUAUGUACUUGAAUGUUCACAGAAACUGCAUUCAUAAUCACCAAAAGAUUGGAAACAACCCAAAUGUCCAUCAGUGGGUGAAUAACUAAACACAAUGUAGUACAUCUAUACAGUGGAAUACUACUCAGCCAUAAAAAGGCUGAUUUAUGACACCAGAGAAAGGAAUGAUUCAUUGACACAAGCUACAACAUGGAUGAAUCUCAAAAGUAUUAUGUUUUACCGUGUGAUAAUUUAAAUUAUGUUUGAUAAAAGACUUUUUAUUAGAAAUUAGAUUAUAAAUAUACAUAAUUAGAUGUGUACAUUAGUUAUAAUUUUAUACUGCAUAUCAUUAUAUAUUAUAAUAAUAUUGUAUAUUUGUAAUAUAGUACACUGUAAUACCAUUUAUUAUUGUAUAUUCCUUAUUACAAUAAAAAUGUUUAUUUUAUAUGAAUGUAAUAUGUACUGUAUGAUUAUAUA
Molecule: messenger RNA, 9749 nt
Organism: Balaenoptera acutorostrata (minke whale)
Lineage: Eukaryota; Metazoa; Chordata; Mammalia; Artiodactyla; Balaenopteridae
Product: zinc finger protein 585A
Exons: 5
Coding region: 2340-4970 (876 amino acids)
Biological process (GO): regulation of transcription by RNA polymerase II
Cellular component (GO): nucleus
Molecular function (GO): DNA-binding transcription factor activity, RNA polymerase II-specific; RNA polymerase II cis-regulatory region sequence-specific DNA binding
Source: RefSeq, a predicted model, not a curated record